AGAGGUUCCCAAAAACUGGCAGUAACUUCAGGGUGCCCUUCUGUAGUUAAAAACUAUGUUUGCAGGAUAAACUUUGAAUAGUUAACUAUGAAAUAAAUUAACUCUUUUUAAAGCUGCAAGAGUGGGGGUAAUUUUCUGGCUGGUUGCUUUUAUCAGACGUUCCUCAGCAGCAGCCUGUGACUGUAUGAGAUCAUUCAUUGGGUUAGGUGCAAUAAGCUGGGAUGCCCAGGCAAAUAAUGUGAGAGACCUUGUAGAGUGCAAGCAAUAGAUAAGCUUGCAAAUUCAGGUCCCAAGCUGUUAAAACUACUAUGUGGCUUAAUUUACAGUUUUGAGUUCCUAAUCUGAACAAGAAAAUAAGUAUUUUCAGUUAAGAAAACACUACUCUAAAUUAAUUUCUACAGAAUAUAAAGGCUGUGUUACUGUUGGUAUAUUUUUUCCCCAAAAAUUGAUCUAAUAUUUCUUUAAUUGUUUUAUUCACUUCUUAUUUUUCAGGAGUCUUUGAAAAGUCCUUAGUGGUCAUGACAUUGUUACAAGUGACAUAAAUUAGCCAGUGGCUCAGAAUGAUGGAUACCCAGAAGACUACAAAUGGUUUGCAAGUGAUUGGAGAAGGGACUGGUAUAGGGAAAUCGACACUCCACAUGGUGGGGUAUUUGGGAAAAACCUCUAACCUUGUGGAAACAACUGCAGAUGAAUAUUGUCCAGUCUGCAAAGAGAAGGGGCAGAUCCACCUUUUACGGACUUACCGCAUUAAUUUUCAAGAGUCCAUUUUCCUUUGUGAAAAUCCUCAGUGUAUCUACCCACUUGGUUAUAAACCGUUAAACAGUAUAAUUACUUCUGCUGAUACAGAAAAUCACCAAGUUUCACCUACUCAUAAGAAAAGGAAAUUGUUUGUUAUCAGUGACUUGUCUCCUGUUGAAUCACAUCCAAAAAAAGCAAGAACUAAUAAUGUGAAUGUUGAGUGCAGCAUUAAUGCAGACUCUGUUGCCAAAGGCUAUCCAAAUAGUUUCUGUAUUCCCAAGUCAAGCCCACAUGACGUGUUGCAAAAUGACCAGCGAAAACCUGCUAACAGUGUGGAGUCCCGUCUGCAGAAGGUCGAUUUUGAAACAACCACCAACACCAACAGCUAUCAGGAAGGUCCAACAAAGACUUCUAGUCCCAGAACACAGCCCUUGGCAAAUUCUGAGCUUUGCUCAGCAGCAUCUGAAGUUUUACUUGAAGAUGAUAAAGGUUCCGCUAGUAACAAGGAUUUGUGUCUUCAGUGGAGAAACAGACAUAAGCUUUGCUGGUUGGAUUGUAUUUUGUCAGCACUCGUGCACUUAGAAACACUAAAAUUUACUCUGGCAAAAGAAUAUAAUGGUGAAACAUCUUUACUCCAGAAACUCUUAACAAAAUAUGAUCAAGCAACUGUGCUUCUGAAUAGCUGUAAAAAGAACAAAGUAAAAGAGGUGCUUCCAAAAGCAGAAUCUCAUCUCAUUGAAAUCAGAAAUAGAAUGUUUACACAGCUUCAGCCUCAGCUUAAGUGUGAAUUGGGUAAGGAGGAAAGUCCAGUGUUUGCUCUGCCUCUACUCUUAAGAAUGGAUCAACAAGCUGAGAAACUAUUCUUGCAUUCAUUUUCAGUGAAGUUUGAAUGUGUGUGCUGUGGCUGCAAAGAGCAGAACUGGUUUAGGAAAACGCUAACAACAUUCACAAAUAUAAUCCCUGAUUGGCACCCACUUAAGGCGGUUUAUGUUGGACCAUGUAAUAACUGUAAUGACAGAUGCCAAAGAAGACAGAUGAUUUUGGAAAAAGUACCCUCAAUAUUAAUGUUACAUUUUGUUGAGGGAUUGCCACAUAACAACCUGGAGAACUAUUCAUUUCAGUUUGAGGGAGGCACCUACCAAAUAACAUCUGUUGUUCAGUAUCAGACAGAUAAGAAGCACUUCAUAACCUGGUCUUUGAAUCCUGAUGGAACUUGGCUUGAAUGUGACGAUUUAAAGGGGCCAUAUUGCAGGAGACAUAAAAGAUUUGAAGUUCCUCCUUCAGAGAUUCAUAUUGUUAUCUGGGAAAAGAAAACAUCCCACAUAUCAGAAGAACCAAAUUCACGUGUUCAGACUAAAAAUACUGAAGAUUUUCCUCUCAAUAAUGUACGGUUGAAUUCCACAGUGCUGCACUGUGCUGAUAAUGCUGUAGACAACACAACUGCAGAACACUGCAAAGAGGACUCUGUAAGAACUCCAGAUAAGGAACAGCAGUGGGUACCUGAGGAUGAAACUACUGUUCACAAUGGUUUAGAAAAUCUGGCACAUGAUGACCUUAUAACCCUGACACUUGAAGAAAUUGAAGUUGACUCAGAAGGUAAAUUGCUGCCGAACGGACAGAUGGUGAGGAAUAACCUUGUCGAAAUGGGCACACUGCAACAGCAGGAAUCGGCUUUUUCACCUAACACCCCAUAUACAAGAGAGUUUGAUGGAGCUAUCAACAAUAAAUGCAUGUUAUAUGAAAAUUCCAGUAUUUGCUUACCUCUAGAAGAGUUAAACCCAGAAAAUCUUGCCUCUCCUGUGCCCAAAAUACAGAACCCUGACCCACGGGACUCAUUACAUGCUCUCAGAGCAGAUAGCAGAACUAAUUUACCUAACAGAGAACAUGGAUUAAAUUCAGAACUACAGCUGAGCAAGAAGUUGUCACCAGUCAAGGGUGUUACACAACAAUCGCUUGACUUGAAAGAUGCAAGCAAAAUCGUAGGUAAUUCUCAGGUUGUCAUUUCCACUGCCAAUAAAUCUUUUCAGCCUUCACACAAAGACCAAAAAAAAGGAUUUGUAGGAAGUUGGGUCACAAAAUUAUUAAGCAAGAAUACUUCUUUUGUAUCUUCAAGUGCCUCAUCUCUCAAGAAUCAGAGAAGCUGCAAAUCUCCCUCAAUGCAAAAAAUAAGUGAAGUGCAGUUGCCAGUUAAGGGAGCAAGUAAUUUUGGUGGAUUUCAAAGCAGAGGUACAGCCAAGACAACGGAGACCUCAAAGCCAGUGGUUCCUCAGAGUGGUAACGCUCCUCCUUUACCAAAUUUCAAAGGAUUUCCUCAAAGCACUCGUCUUCCAACAGCAAGUCACACCAGCUUUUCAGGUCUGGCUUGGAAUAAGUCAGGAAUUACACUGGAUACCUUGGGUAAAGUGACUCAGCCUCAUUCACCUGGCCGUAACUCUGUGAAGGCAGAAGAGUCAGAUAGUGACAAAACAAAAAAACUUCGCCUAAAACUGUUGAAAAAACUUAAUGCUAAGAGGAAGAAGUUGGCUUCACUGGAUAGGCUAGCAGUGGAACAGAUGAAACAGGAGAAACCUGUAAGCGGUGAUGUAAGCAUCCCGUCACAGACUGCAUCUCACAACGACAGUGAAUUGCUGCAGAGCCUUUUGAGCGAGCUGCAGUAUCAGAUUGAUGCUGCAGACAGUGAAUCAGGGUGCACUAGCCAUAGUAACAGCGAUGAAAUACUGGCAGAACUACUGUCCCCUACUUCAACUGUUGCUUCAUUAGAGGCUCCCAAAAGCGAAGAGGAAUGCAUGUAUAUGGAAAUGGUGGAUAGCAGUGUUCCAGUGGCAGUGUCUGAUGAGCAGAGCAACGUGUCACAUACAGCAGCGACAAGUGAGGAUCACAAUUAUUACAGUCCCGUAAAGAACAACCACUUGGAACUUCUUACAGUAAGCAAACCCAAUGUGAAAAAACUUGCUUUUGAAAGCCCUAUCAGGGAAGAUAUCUUUGAGGACUUCUUCUCCAUUUCAGCACCGAGCUCAAUGGCAGGUGACAUAGAUUUACCUCAUUUUGAUGAAACUCUGUUUGAAACUUGGUAACUCUUCAGUGUCUUGGUUUUAAGUAUUUUUCAAUGUGACAUAUAUUUUGAAGCAAAGCACUAUUAAAUUAUAUUUUCUAGUUUAAUUGCACCCUGGCUGUACUUGAACAAUGUACAUUUGAGGCAUUUUUUUCUUAAAAUGUUAUUGUAGCCAACAAAGAAGGUUUUAAUGCAUUUUAUGUUUGUGAGAAGCAGGCUUUUUAGCUGCCAGAUAUGAAGAUUUUUAAUUACAAGCUGCUUUUAAUGUGGGCAACCUAACCCAUGUUCUACUGAGUUUGAGAAAUAAUAAAUUUCAGUAGUUUAUUUAGGUAGUAGUGAUUUACAGGACCACCCAACCCAUGGAGUUAUUUUGUUCAACAUUAAAGAAAAAAACUUUCUGUAAUCAGAGAUGUGUAUCCUUUGAUACAAAGAGCAUCUGCAACAAGAGAGGCAGUCAUUCUGUGUUCAGAGUGACUGUUCUAUAAGCUCACCCUGGUGUAUACACCCCUUGGAUCCAUGGAAGGAUGGAUACAUGGUAGAAAUUUUCCUACGUAUAGCUGCAGCAUGUGCUGAGUUUUCAUGCUGGGUAAAUGAAAACAUAAUUUGUCAGAAUAUUCUUCUGAGCCUGGUUAUUUUUCAGGUCCUCAGCCUUACUCUACCAAUAGGUGCAGUUCAACAUAAUUGUUAUUACAAGGCAUGGCUACAGAUUUAAAUGGUCUUGGAUUGCUUCAAACAGAUUUAAAAAGUACUUGAAGAACUGUCAGCAGUGCUGAACUCACCCUGCCAAGGUGUUUCUGUUGCAAUUAGGUACAUAUUUAUCAAACUGGCACUUCAGGCAAUAAAUGGCUUCAUUCUUGAAAUGCAAAUCUUUGGAAAGAACUGGAGUUCCUUGUUUGUUUUAAAUGCUGUUAUUGGUAACAUUGCAAUCAAAAACAGGUGAAUGGAUUCUGAAUGUAAAGUGCUAGUGUGCUGCUGAUGAAACUCUUUUGCCUGUUUGUGAAUUCCUUUAUUAAAAAAUGAAAAGCUGACCAAA
Pogoniulus pusillus (Red-fronted tinkerbird) is the source of this 4823-nucleotide messenger RNA. RefSeq names its product ubiquitin specific peptidase like 1 (gene USPL1). The record is from RefSeq and is a predicted model, not a curated record. Gene Ontology annotation, cellular component: Cajal body. Bases 561 to 3812 code for a protein of 1083 amino acids. Gene Ontology annotation, molecular function: SUMO binding. Lineage: Eukaryota; Metazoa; Chordata; Aves; Piciformes; Lybiidae. Gene Ontology annotation, biological process: Cajal body organization; protein desumoylation. The transcript is spliced from 8 exons.